CAAAAAAGUUCAUUUUAUUUCUCAUUAAUGUUCACUCGGCACCCCAACUUGACAGAAAAAAAACAGAAAUGUAAAAAUGUUUGCAAAUAUAUUAAAAAAGAAAAACUGAAAUUUCACAUGGUGCAAUGAAACAAAUAGUGAACAUUUUAAAGGUGUCUGAAUACUUUCCGUACCCACUGAAUAUAUCCACACAUAAAACAUUAAACUAAUCAGACUUUCACCAAAAGUGAAGUGUUUUUCUUUAAUAAUCCUGAAUCCGUUUCUAAUUGAACGUUUUCUUUAAUUUUAAUUUAAGUUGUAUAUAUAAAAAAAGGUAUUAAAUUAAAUUCUUUAACGCCGAUUUAGAAACCUCGCUGCAAUCAAUCACAGCAUUCGUAUUAAUACUUUUUUUUUUUAAAGGGAUUUUGUCAAAUUUAAAUAUUAUUAUGCAACCGAGCACCAGAGGAGACAAAGUGACCCGCCACACGGAACCAGCACUCCCAGUAUCGUUUGCUUGAUGCUCUUGUUCGGGGGGACAGGACGCUGUUGACUCAGUGUGAUGAGUGAAAGUCGACGGCAGGUGGGAGUUCCACGAAUCUCAUCUCGGUUUACUUUGAUUUAGCUCUUCAAAGGAAAUGAAAAGCAUUGAGUGUGCACUCGGCACGGGAAGGUUGAGUCAGAGCAGAAUGGGAUGCUCUUCGAGGUAAACAUGACUUACAUAAUGCAGGUUAAACCAUUUUCUAUUCAUUUUUUUUAAACGUUUUAUUUAGUGAAUGUAAGAAACACUCGAGGAGCUGGAAUAUUCAAUAUUCCUGUGUCCCCGUUUUCCACCACUUUCCUCUCGGGUGAAUCUCAAUGAGUCCUCGAAGCUGUUGGGUUUCAUAAUGACCUCCUUUUUCUAUUAUUACAUUCAACAACAACAAAAAACCUCUUGAUGUUUAAACAAAGCCGCCUCCGCCUCCCGGUUUAAUGCUGGACAAACAUGGAGCUGACGCAAAGGGCCCUUUUUUUUAAUUAUUGUCCCUGUGGAAGCACAAUGAGGUCUUUGGGCCCGCGUGGAAGGCAGAGCAGGAAAUUUGAAACGGCAAACAGUCCGAGCCGCACCUGAGAAACCUCUUUGUCUGGCCGGUGAACAUCUGAGACGCAGCACUCAGCCAGGGGGAGGAGAGCAAACAAUUUAAAGGCUGCAUUUACAAUGAGUUAAUAGAUCGAGAUGCGACUUCAUGUCAUGAAACUAUAUGAAACGUCGCUUCUGCGUCAUGUGUUUCUAUUUUUAUUUGAAUUAAAUCACUGUCGGACAUUCAGGUGACACGUUAUGGGUUCACACCACACGCUCUAGGACACCUGAGAAGAACGCAGAAUCAAUAAGUUACAUUUAUUUUUUCCAUUUUAUGUUUAUUGACACCAAAUCAGGUGGAAACCGUCUCUGGAUCCAGUUAUUUUUAAUAGAAAAAAUUGUAUUUUCGGAUGCAAACACAUGCAGGUUGCCGUCUGAAAUAAUUUAAAUCAUAAUGAUGAGACCCAAUCAGAUUCCUUACUAAAUCCAUACACAUAUUAUCACACUAAUGUAUGCUGGAACAGGUCCGUUCAUUCUGCAUGAUGCUUUUAGGUUUUACUGCAUUAUUCUCUCACUUAAAUAUAGUAAAAAUAAAUAGAUAAAAACUCCAAACUGCAUACAAUAGCUUGUGACUGCGACAUAAACAAAGCAGCAUUUUUAUUUUUGCAAAUUGGUACCACAUUUAGUGCAAAUGUGUGUCCAGGAGACAUCUGGGGUUUUAUAAAUAAAUGUAUGAAAUAAUUGGGAAUUAACAUUCACCAUAUUGAGUCCCAUAAAGUCACUUAUUGGUCAUUUAAUGGGCAGCAACAGUAAUUCAUGUCACAUGCUACAUUAACUCAGGUGUUACUUAACCAUGUUAUGUUACCCUUAUUACAGAACAGCAUUUGCAGUUUAGUUUUACACAAUGUAAUGGUCCAACAAUGGAUUUAUAUGUAUUGCUAUAUAACUAUUAAUAAAGUCUGUCUAUGUUAUAUCACAUUACACAGCUCUUUGAUAAUAAGGGUGAAUUGAGCUCAUGACGUGUACAAGCUUUGCUUCUCUAUUCUUAUUUGAGCCAUGACGGCAAUCAUUUUUCAAUAAACCGUCACCAUAGCAACACAUUCAGUCAAGAAAGAGACAUUGAUCUGCAAAUACAAUAUGAUGGUGAGCUUUGUCCUGCAGGAACACGACAUAAUUGUUUUGUAUUGUAUUGUGUUGUAAUGUAUAUUGUGUGUAAGCACACAGAGUCACUUUACCAAGUCAAAUUCCUUGUUUGUGUAAACUUACUUGGCCAAUAAAACUGAUUCUGAUUCUGAUAAUGGAGACAGGAAAUCUGUGCGUCUGUAUUCAAAAUCAGACACUUACAGGGUUUUUCCCCUGCACUUAUAUAUAUUUUAUCUCUCUGCAGAACAAAACCAAGAUACCAAAAAGAGUUAUAAUUUUUUUAAAUAUAUAUAUAUACAACAUAUCUCGUCUAUGAAUGCUCCACACCUGUGCACGCCCUGACAACCAUCGAGGUAUAGAUCAGGUGCGACAGUACCGAUUGGAUCCUGGAUGACGUCACUUCCCGUCUCCACAUCUCCCUAUAAAAGCCGGCGCUGCUGCGGCUCGGUGUCAGGUGGAGAGAUCGGAGAGGACCGAGGCUGCAGCAAGAGAGAAAGAGAGAGAGAGGAAGGGAGAGAGAGAGAGAGAGAGAUCUGGCUCUCCGGAAGUACCGAAAGGCGACCAAGUUUAGUUCAGGAGGCGUCCGUAAAAUCCAACGAUUUUCUUUUUAUAAAAAGGGUGGUGACGUCAUACUUUCUGAUAGAAGCUUCGCUAUCUUUCUAAUUUUUGCUGGAGAGUUUUUUGUGUGUUUUUUGUUGUCGUUACAGCCUCGUUUGCAAACAUGGUCGCGCGAGGACUCGUCGUGUUGACCAUCCUGACGUCGAGCUGCGUUCUGUCAUUGCCAGUGACUCCCAGUCAGCUGGAGAAUGAUGACGUAAAGGUGAUGAAAUGCAUCGUGGAGGCGCUGGCAGAUGUGCUGUCGAGGCCCCGCCCCCGCAUACCUGUGAGUCCGGACUGUCUGGUCACGCUUCAGACGGAUGACCGGCUGGUGUCGGUCCUCCGCCAUCGCAGCUUCCUGAAGGUGCUGCAGGACAUCGCUGUUGAAGGUCGUGAGGAGAGAGCUCAGCGGCAGAAAGACGACGCUGCACCUGAACGCACCACGCAAGUGUCUGCAGACGAUGAUGCUGAUCGAUCCAUGCUGGAAGCCUUCGGAGACCCCGGUGAACGAUCCGUCCCGUCCCAGAAGAGGAGGAAGGGAAAAGGAGACGGAGAGCGAGGAGAGGAGGACAGCGCUGGAACCGGAGAGUCCCGAGAAGAUGACGAAGAGGUGAAAGAGAAGAGGGAACGUGGCGAGAGUCCAGGAAGCCAAGAGUCUGCAUCUGUGGACGAGUGGAGCGAGGCUGAAAAGAGGGAGGAGGAAGAAUAUGGAGAGGAGAGAGCUACUUCAAAGGAGGACCGCAUGAUCAAGGAUAAGAAAGGUGCUAGAUCUGGUGAAAAGAAGCGUGCAGCUAGAACCAAAUCAAGAGAGAAGAAGUCCGUCGAAGAAGAUGAGGAGGGAGAGGAGGAAGAGAAAGACAAGAGAUAUCCUAAAGAAGAGGCGGAUGAGAAGGAUGAAGGAGAGGCGAAGAGAGGGAGUGAGGAGAGCAGUAAGCGGGUGAACAAGAGGGGCAAGUCGGCGGCGGUGAAGAAGAGGAAGAAAGCGGCCGGAAAGGAGGCGCAGCACUCGGAAGAGGAGGAGGAGGAGGAGGAGGAGAAAAAGAAAAGAUUCAUGGGAAGGAGUCCAGAGGAGAAGGAGCUGCGGAUGAUCGCCAGGGGGCGACCGAAGGAGAGGAAGAGGUGGUCGGAGGAAGAGGAGGGAAGCGGCAGCCCAAAGGCAGAGGAGCCAGAGAUCGAGCGCCUGGCGACCAUCGAGUCGGAGCUGGAGAACGUCGCCCAGAAGCUCCGCGGGAUGCGGCGGGGCCGAGGGAGAGCUGGGUGAAAGAAAGGAAAGAACAGAGAGAAAAUAAAAAAAGAAAGAGGCCGACUACUGCUGCCUCCCUCGAGCCGUCCUGUCCCUCACACAGAGUAGAACACGGGGCAGGAACACUGCUGCUAGGCUCACAUACGAAAAAACUAAAGAUGCACAAGUUCAGUUCGUUCACAUUAAUGCACGUGAUAUUCAGAACUCGCAGUGCGGCCCGGGGAAAAAAAGGAAAAGCCUUCCCGCCGGUGGAGGUUGACGUCUUAUUUCCCUUCAUUCUCUCAGACAAUCGUCUCUUCUCUCUUUCUGCAAAUGCAUCUGGCCUGCUUUUCAAUUUUUCUUUUUUAACAUAGUGAUUUAUAUGAACACACAUACACACACACCCCGAUAAGGUGAGGUUGUACAGUAAUGGCAUGUGUACAUGUGCAGAGCUCUUUCUGGGACGCUUGCUUGCUCAUGGGGAAGCAGUAGAAGAAGAAGACGUGUAGACGCUUACUUAUUAGAGAUACAGUCGACUCAAAUCUAGCAAUAAGUGGAGAUUUUUAGCAAUUUAAUGGAUUGUAAUUCAUUUAUGUAAGGGGAUACAAAUUAAUUGAAUAGUUGAAGUGGGAAUCUCUGUUUUGGUGAAUCAUUUUAAUGCCUCUAAAAUCGAAUGAAUAUUUGCAUACGAUGAUUAAUGCAAUAAACUUGGCGUACUAACUAAUUUA
Molecule: messenger RNA, 4726 nt
Organism: Pseudoliparis swirei
Lineage: Eukaryota; Metazoa; Chordata; Actinopteri; Perciformes; Liparidae
Product: phospholipase B1, membrane-associated
Exons: 9
Coding region: 2901-4037 (378 amino acids)
Biological process (GO): negative regulation of insulin secretion; phospholipid metabolic process; negative regulation of catecholamine secretion
Cellular component (GO): chromaffin granule; brush border membrane
Molecular function (GO): retinyl-palmitate esterase activity; A2-type glycerophospholipase activity; phosphatidylcholine lysophospholipase A1 activity
Source: RefSeq, a predicted model, not a curated record